GUGAAACCAUUCCCCCUUGUCCUGUCACUCCAGGCCCUUGGAGAUUUGGUGUAGCUUCCUCUCUACCAAAUCUUGUGGUCACUUCAGACAGCACAGGGAAUUGGAGGAGAGUAUGGUUUGGAAAAAUAACAUUGUCUUGGGAACUGCCUGAGGCAAAUCAUCUGAUCUUCUGUCACAGCAUGGGGACACAGGGCUGGCUUCUCCCUGGGGUAUUGAUUUGGCAGCACAACUCUGCACGAGGCUUCUCAGUUCAACUCCUGCAGAGGGUUCCAUGUCUUGAGGGCUGUAAUACAACAAAAUCCAAACCAGCUCUCUCAGUUCGCACAUAGGUGGAGUUUCACCCUCAUGGAAUCCCUUCCUCUGUUUAGGAUGGGAAAUGUUGGGAUUUUUUUGGUGUUGGUGGAAGCCUAGAUUGAUGAUGUUGCCCAGAGAUGUUGUGGACUCCCUGUCCCUGGAAGUGUACAAGGCCAGGUUGGAUGGAGCUUGGAGCAAUCUGGAAUAGUGGAAGGUGUGCCUGCCCAUGGCAGAGGGGAUGAGCUUUAAGGUCCCUUCCAACCCAAGCAUUCCAGGACCAUGAAAGCCUGGCUCUGCUGGCUCCCAGCCAGGCACCAGGAGUGUUGAUCCAACAGCCAAAUGCUACAUUUUUUCUCAUUUGUUUUUGCAUUCAGUUAAAAUUGGCUUAUUGUGCACUUUUUUCCUAGUCUAUACACCAGUAGUCUGGUACCUGGGGGAAGGGAUGUGCCUGAGAACCUCAUGGGGCUGGCAAGGAAGGAAAGCCCCGAGUUGUCAAAGCUCAGCUUAGAUUUGCUGAUUUUUAAAGAAUCUCCAGUCUUGAGGUGCAGGUUUUGGUUUCCCAGUGGAAAGAGCCACUAGGUGGUAAGCUCGCUCCUUCCAACAGCAGGAAUGGCUCCCGAAGUGGCUGCUUGGGACUGCUGCCUGCUCGUGGGGGGUGCUCCUGGUGUGAUUUCCGUGUGGUGCUGCUGGAGCUGGGGUUGAGCCUCUCCUCUGACAAGGAGGAAAAAUUGCUGUGGGAGCUUUUUCCAUGCUGUGACUGGGGAACCCUAGAUCCUGUGUGCUGGAAGGGCUGCUGUGACGGAGCUCUGGAGUGCUGGUCCCAUCCCCUGCUGCCAUGGUGGCACUGGGAUGAGUGGUACAGCGAGACUGAGGGAGCCCAUCUGGGUGGCACCCAGCCUGGAACUAGGAGAAAACCUUGGAAUGCUUGGGUUUUGUAUUGGAAAUGGCAGCGAGGCUCCAGCUUCCUGCUGCCAGUGCUGUCACUGAGUCACUUCUAGGUGGUGGCCUGGGGACACUGCCGGGUUCUGCUUUGCUGCUUCCCUUUCUCUGACUGCCAUGGGGAGCACCAGGAUGGAGUAGAAGGGCAGAGGAGGUGGAUGGCAGCAGCUGGAAGAGGAUGGUGUCACAUGGGCGUUGGGGACACCAGCUGUCCUGGGGUUUGGAAGUUCUGGCCAUGGAUCAGAAGGGCUUUCGUCGGGAGAGCUUACAGAGUGCCACGAGCGAUGAGGAUAUGCUGGAAAUAGCUGGAGCACCCAUGGAUUUCUCCAUGGCCGACGAUGACCCACCACUCGACAGGGAGAUAGGAGGCUUCUCCUCAUAUAAUGGAGGAGGGAUGAACGGCAGGACCACCAUGAUGGAUUUCCUGGAGGAGCCUCUUCCUGGCGUGGGCACCUACGAGGAUUUUAACACCAUAGACUGGGUGCGAGAGAAGUCCAGGGAUCGAGACAGGCACAGGGAGAUCACCAACAGAAGCAAAGAGUCCACCUGGGCCCUGCUGCACAGCGUGAGUGACGCCUUCUCUGGCUGGCUGUUGAUGCUCCUUAUUGGUUUGUUGGCAGGUUCCUUGGCAGGUCUGAUCGACAUCUCUGCCCACUGGAUGACAGAUCUGAAGGAAGGAGUGUGUCUGGCAGGGUUCUGGUUCAACCAUGAGCACUGCUGCUGGAAAUCCAACACCACCUUCACCGACAGGGACAAGUGUCCUGAGUGGAAGAGCUGGUCCCAGCUGAUCCUUGGCCAUGGAGAGGGGGCCUUUGCAUAUAUCCUCAAUUACUUCAUGUAUGUUAUCUGGGCCUUGAUGUUCUCCCUCCUUGCUGUGCUCCUGGUGAAGGGCUUUGCUCCCUAUGCCUGUGGUUCAGGGAUCCCAGAGAUCAAAACUAUCUUAAGUGGUUUCAUCAUUAGAGGCUAUCUGGGCAAGUGGACGCUGGUCAUCAAAACUAUCACCCUGGUGCUGGCCGUGUCCUCGGGGCUGAGCCUGGGCAAGGAGGGGCCCCUGGUCCACGUGGCCUGCUGCUGUGGGAACAUCCUGUGCCACCUCUUCACCAAGUACCGCAAGAACGAGGCCAAGCGCAGGGAGGUGCUGUCAGCAGCUGCCGCCGCCGGUGUGUCCGUGGCUUUUGGAGCUCCCAUUGGAGGAGUGCUCUUCAGCCUGGAGGAGGUGAGUUACUACUUCCCUCUGAAGACCCUCUGGCGUUCCUUCUUUGCUGCACUGGUCGCUGCCUUCACCCUGCGCUCCAUCAACCCCUUCGGCAACAGCCGCCUCGUGCUCUUCUAUGUGGAGUUCCACAUGCCAUGGCAUCUGCUGGAACUGGUGCCCUUUGUCCUGCUGGGAAUAUUUGGUGGGCUCUGGGGAGCUUUCUUCAUCCGCAGCAACAUUGCCUGGUGCAGGCGGCGCAAGACGACACGUCUGGGCAAGUACCCGGUUCUGGAGGUGAUCGUGGUGACAGCCAUCACGGCCAUCCUGGCCUUCCCCAACGAGUACACCAGGAUGAGCACCAGCGAGCUGAUAUCAGAGCUCUUCAACGACUGUGGGAUCUUGGAUUCGUCCAAGCUCUGCGAGUACGUGAACGAUUUCAACAGCACCAAGGGGGACGAUCUGCCUGACCGCGCCGCUGGCCCCGGCGUGUACACGGCCAUGUGGCAGCUGGCACUGGCCCUCAUCAUGAAGGUCUUCAUCACAAUCUUCACCUUUGGCAUGAAGGUGCCCUCGGGGCUUUUCAUCCCCAGCAUGGCUGUGGGGGCCAUCGCGGGCCGGCUGCUGGGAGUGGCCGUGGAGCAGCUGGCCUUCUACCACCAUGACUGGGCCAUCUUCAGCGGCUGGUGCAGCCAGGGGGCCGACUGCAUCACCCCUGGCCUCUAUGCCAUGGUGGGCGCCGCCGCCUGUCUGGGGGGGGUGACCCGGAUGACUGUGUCACUGGUGGUCAUCAUGUUCGAGCUCACGGGGGGCCUGGAGUACAUCGUGCCCCUAAUGGCAGCAGCCAUGACCAGCAAGUGGGUGGCCGACGCCAUCGGCCGCGAGGGGAUCUACGAUGCCCACAUCCGCCUGAACGGGUACCCCUUCCUGGAGGCCAAGGAGGAGUUCUCGCACAAGACACGGGCCAUGGAUGUGAUGCGGCCGCGCAAGAGCGACCCUCCCCUGACGGUCAUCACACAGGACACCAUGACCGUGGAGGAUGUGGAGACCAUCGUUACCAGCACCACCUACAGCGGCUACCCCGUGGUGGUGUCCCGGGUGUCCCAGCGCCUGGUGGGGUUUGUGCUCAGGAGAGACCUCAUCAUUUCCAUUGAAAAUGCCCGGAAGAAGCAGGAUGGGAUUGUGAGCACCUCAGUUAUUUGUUUCACUGAUUACUGUCCCCUCCUCCCUCCGAGCUCCCCGUCUGUGCUGAAGCUCAGGAGCAUCCUGGAUCUCAGUCCCUUCACGGUGACAGAUGAGACGCCCAUGGAGAUCGUGGUGGACAUUUUCCGCAAGCUGGGAUUGCGCCAGUGCCUGGUCACUCACAACGGGAAGCUGCUGGGGAUCAUUACCAAAAAGGAUGUACUAAAGCACAUUGCACAGAUGGCCAACCAGGACCCUGAUUCCAUCCUCUUCAACUAGAGGCAGACUGUAGGGAUUGUGUGUCCUACAUACCUGGAACUUUCUAGCCCAUCCUGGGUAGACUUUCCUAUUUUUAUUGAGACCAUGGAUUUCUAGCGUUUUCCUCCAUGGAGCUGAAGAAGAUAUUUUUUUUUCUACCAGAUAACGAAUUGCACUAUGGAAUCUGUGGAACAUGAUCUUCUUUUUAGAAGACAAAAAAGAGACUUUAUUUUUGUUGCUUUUGUGAGGUUGCAUUGGAAAGAUUACAUGAAGGAGUAAAAGCAAAAUGUUAGAGAAUUGUAUUUCCUCCUCUUCUCUUGUUGGAACUGCUGUUACAAACGUGGGGAGGAAAAGCCAAGGUGUUUGUGCACUUCCAGAGGUGUGGAAGGAGCAGGAUGGUUUUGCACACAGUAUUCAGGUGGUGGCAGAGGGACAGGGCUGGGCUCAGGGAGUUGUAUUCCCAGUUGUCUCCUUGGGAAAACUCACAACCUUGGGAAGCCGAAAUAGGGGAGAGAAAAAUAAAAAUUUGGCUGAUUGAGGCUGCUCAGCUGAAAGAAGGAAAAAUUAACCCAGCAAACCAACCCACACUCCACCCCCCCAUCAGAUCUCCUUAAAAUGGGGCCCAGUUUCUGAUUGGGAAGAUGCUAGUUUUGAUUAAUUAGUGAAUGUAUUAAUUACUCUGCCACUGCCAUGUCAGGAUGUCAGGAGAACCCCAAGAAGGAGAUAGGAAGAGUUCACAGGUGUCUUCCCAUCCUGCUGCCUUUCUCUGAUCCCUUCCCAAGGAUUCCUUCUCUUUGAUUUCCCCUGAGCACUAAAAUCCCAGAGGCUGAGUCCUGAAUUCCUGCCCUUCCCCAAACCCCAGUGGUGUUGGAUGUGGCACAGGUGGCGUCCUCCUCACCCUGUCCCGCCAGGGAGCCCGGUGCCUGGGAUAGGGAUGCUGUUCCCUGCUCCCUCCUGUCCCUGGAUCCCAGCUGGAGGAUUUCCAGCAGGGAAUUCCCAGGUCUCCUUUGGUCAACAACUAUGCAAGAAACCCUUCCCACCACAGCCUCCUGUGCUCAGUCCCUGUCCCAGUGCUGACUAAAUGAUUUUCCUGUUAAUAAAACUGUGUCCAUUUACUGGAAUGUGGGAGGCUUCUGGAUGUCUUGGGAGACUGAUGCUCUUCAUCCUGUCCUCAGUUGUUUUAUGUUUGUGGGCAGUGGGGACUUCUGGCUUGACUUGGCUGGGUCCCUCUCAAAAUCUCUCUGAUACAAAUUCCUUGUCUUUCCAAGGAGCAAAAGGCAGAUUCUUGAUUUUCCAAAGCCAUCCAGCAGCCAGUUCCUGCUCUGCUGCUUCCACCUGAUGUCUCAAUCCUUGUACAGCUCAAAGCUGCUUCAACCUGAGAUGUCACUGAUGGAUCCAGUUCCUUCUGCUUGGGAAAUAAAUGCCUGGACUGGUC
This is a messenger RNA of Serinus canaria (Common canary), 5300 nucleotides long. RefSeq names its product H(+)/Cl(-) exchange transporter 5. NCBI's taxonomy places the organism in Eukaryota, Metazoa, Chordata, Aves, Passeriformes, Fringillidae. The record is from RefSeq and is a predicted model, not a curated record. The transcript has 13 exons. Gene Ontology annotation, cellular component: Golgi apparatus; early endosome; membrane. Gene Ontology annotation, biological process: transmembrane transport; chloride transport. Gene Ontology annotation, molecular function: voltage-gated chloride channel activity. The coding region runs from base 1412 to 3886 and encodes 824 amino acids.